This is a messenger RNA of Symsagittifera roscoffensis, 1406 nucleotides long. Its product is annotated as protein ABHD8-like. Gene Ontology annotation, biological process: acylglycerol catabolic process. NCBI's taxonomy places the organism in Eukaryota, Metazoa, Xenacoelomorpha, Acoela, Convolutidae. The record is from RefSeq and is a predicted model, not a curated record. Gene Ontology annotation, molecular function: monoacylglycerol lipase activity. Bases 12 to 1205 code for a protein of 397 amino acids. The transcript is spliced from 7 exons. Gene Ontology annotation, cellular component: mitochondrion.
UUCGCAUAUGAAUGAAAUGUUUUGACAAAGCGAAGUCCCGCAAAUCGAGGGUGGGCCCCAGUGCUGAGCGCAGUGCCAAUUAUGACGUCAUAGAAGCCAGACCCAAGAGAUUCAUAAGAGUUCAUCACGAGAACGUUCGAAAAGCUGAAGUUGCCACUACGGAUAUUGAUUCGGGUGAUACUACUUUGCUCCAGCCGGAACGGAGCCUAGAUUACGCAGCGCCAUCUCUCAAACAGCCUAAUGGGUCUCGUAAUCCAAAGGAUUGGGUUUUGUUUUUUGUUCACGGAGUUGGCAGCUCGUCACGUGACUGGUCCGCUCAGAUCGAUCAUUUUAAAAAACUCGGGUAUCGUAUAGUGGCAGUGGACCUGAUCGGGCACGGUGGCAGCAGACCCCUUCCAUCCUCCCCCUCAUCUCCAGCUAGCUUAGUGGAGGAGGACUUCAGCUUCAAACAGAUGGCGUCUGAUGUGCUUGCUGUGUUUGAUCAUUAUGCAGAUGGGAGAGGCAAUGUACUCAUUGGUCAUUCACUGGGAUGCUCCAUUUGCACGUAUGUGGCAUCCAAGAGACCGUAUGCAGUGUCCAAGAUGAGUCUAUUGUGUGGAGGGGGUCCUGAUGUUCUGAAUGCGAGGACUGAUGGAAGGGGAGGGGGAGGAGGGUGUGGGUGUGGUUGUUGUGACUGUUGCUGUGAUAUUCUCUCCCUUCCAAAUUGUUUCUUUUCACUCUUCAGGCCCUGCUGCUAUUCAUACGUCAAGAAGCAGAUGUUUUCGCAGAGCCAUCUCAAGUCAACUCAACAUCUGCAUACCAGCUUAGACGAUGUGUCUCCUGAUGUCAUCAAAUACACGCUAAAGGGUCAGGUGUGGAUGGAGGCAAAUGAGGCGUUCCACGAGGCACUGAGGAUCCACUGUCAGUUGAUUGGAGGAACCGAGGACCAAUUGGUAGAUGGUGACGACGAAGUUCGCAUGUUCCAGACGUUGAGGCUGUGUAGGCUGGACAUGAUAAUAGGUGGAUCCCAUAUGUUGAUGAUAGAGAAUGCAGCCAUAGUCAACUCUCUUCUCCAACAGUUCAUACUGGAGCCCAUACUAGACGAAGCAGAUUUCGCCAAGUUCAACUUCCCCUCAGAUUCUAAAGACGUGCAGUUGGAAGAACAGGUCAAAAAGGCGAAUUCGGAAAUUGUUCGGAAAUCAGUGCUGUUCCACAAAGAUAGAUAACGCCCAUAUCACUCAAAUAAUAAAAUGACAAGUAUGCCCCAACACAACAUAUCUCCAGAGCUGCCAUCCCGUCUCUGCUGGCAGAGCAAAUAUAUCGUCACACCGUUUUGUUUUGUAGAAGCUAUUGAAGUUACAAAUUUUAGAAGCUUUUUGGAUUUAGAAUUUUUAUUUUCAGUUAUAUUAGUUAAACGUAUCUUCUGA